Nymphalis io (European peacock) is the source of this 4911-nucleotide messenger RNA. RefSeq names its product zinc finger and SCAN domain-containing protein 2-like. Gene Ontology annotation, cellular component: nucleus. Gene Ontology annotation, biological process: regulation of transcription by RNA polymerase II. Gene Ontology annotation, molecular function: zinc ion binding; DNA-binding transcription factor activity, RNA polymerase II-specific; RNA polymerase II transcription regulatory region sequence-specific DNA binding. Lineage: Eukaryota; Metazoa; Arthropoda; Insecta; Lepidoptera; Nymphalidae. The record is from RefSeq and is a predicted model, not a curated record. The transcript has 5 exons. Bases 298 to 1689 code for a protein of 463 amino acids.
UGUUCUUAUAACUUAUGUACCAAGAUAACAAAAAUUGCUAUACAUUUGGACUUGUGAGUGGUUUGAGUUUGCGCAUUGUAGCAAUAUCAAAGCGUAUCUCUGAAUAUCAAUAACAAUGAAGUAUACAGAGCUCAACAUCGCUAUUUUAAAACGCGCAUGCGUUAUAAAUGUAUGGAAUAAGGAAGCUAAAAAAUCAUUACUAACCCAAGUUACUGGAUGCCGAAGUAGCAUUGUGAAUAGACUUCCAAAAUAUCAUCGCCAAACAAAAUUAAAGAAGUAUGAUAAUAUCGUUUGAAUAUGGCCGAAACUUUUGAAAGGUGUUGUCGUCUUUGUGCAGAAGAGCAAGAAGUAACAAUAAUGAUAUUUAGUAAAGAAGCUGAGGCCAUGCUUCUUCAAAAUAAGCUGAAUAAAUAUCUUUUGAUUGAGGUUGAAGAAGAUGAUAAACUUCCAAAAAAUAUUUGUGUUAAAUGUUGUUCUAAGUUACAAUCUGUGUGUGACUUUAUUGAUACUGCACGAAAAGCACAAGAUGUUUUACAAAAUCAAAGUCUAAUUUUGGAACAAACUGAGGAUAUUACAAAAACAAUUAAAGCAAAAAAUAUUGAACCCGAUUAUGUAGAUGACGUAAAAUUUACUCCUAUGGAAGUAAAUGUUGAUCCUAUGAUGGUAUUACAAAACUCAGAAGAUUCAGUUUUACCUGAUAUUGAAGAAAAUAAUUCUGAAUCAAUUGAACAAGAUGAAGGUGAAGAUGUAACAUAUUUACAUGGUGUGGAUGGUGAAGAUGUUACUAUUAAACUGAUCAAGAAGGGAGAUAAAUCCUGUGAUGCGAAUGAUGAUAAAAAAGAUACUACGAAACCCUUUUUAUGUAUUACUUGUAACCGAGGGUUUUUUACUGAGUUAGCGUUGAAAAAUCAUUCAUGGACCCACUUUAAUGAAGAUAGAGCUACAAAACCAUAUAAAUGUAGUUCUUGUAGAGAACAAUUCGAUUACAAAAGUGAAUUAUUGGUACAUCUAAAAUUACAUAGAACAUCAGGCAUGUGCUUAAUAUGUGGAAGAAUAUUUAGGACUGACAAAAAUUUAGCUGCCCACAUGGCAGCUCAUUCAUCAUCCACUAGUAAAUCAUAUGUUUGCAAAGUAUGUGGUCGUUCAUAUAACACAAGCAGUAAUUUAAAAACUCACAGUGUAACUCACAGCACUGAAAGACCAUACAAAUGUCACUAUUGCAAGAAAAGUUUUAAGCGAAAUCAAGAUUUAAAGUUUCACAUAAACCAACAUACUGGUGCAAAACCAUACAAAUGUCCAUUCUGUGAUAAAAGCUUUGCAAGUUCUGGUAAUUGCUACUCACAUAAGAGUAGGAUGCACCCUGGUCGAAGAGUUGAAGUAAAGAAAAGGCGAGCUACAAUAUCCCGUGAAAAUCAGUCAUUACAACCACGUCCUAUUGCUUCAAAGUCUUCUCUUACCACAAUUAAGGCCUCUUUUAAAUAUCAGUGCACAUUAUGUGAACAUAGUUUUCAUAAAAGAGAUAAUUAUACGUACCACAUGUACCAACAUACAGGAGAAAAACCUUUUCAAUGUUCAUUCUGCAGUGAAAAAUUUGUAACUAGAAAAGGCCUAUUGCUUCAUCAUGACAAAAGUCACCCUGGAAAAGAUCGUCCAUUAGCAUUAUUAUCAAGAAAUGCUUUACUUAAAUGAAAUAAUUUUAUUAAAAUACACAAUUUUAUGUGUUAUCAUGAAUAUGUGUCUUGAUAUCUAAUAAGGUUAAAUCUCUAAGUCUAGUAAGGUUAUUGCUAUAAGGAUUAAUCAUAUAUUAUUUUUUACUAUAAAGAAGGAUUUGACUUAGAUAAGACAAAGACAUUGGGAAAAACAGUCCAUAACUGUGUGUAUUGUAACAUACCAUAUGUUACAAUUUCUGUAUCAUUGACCCUAUACUAUAUCUCUCUUGGUCUUAAUAUUUACUUUACUAUACAUUACAAAAUGCAGUUGUGUCAAACAAGGAUCUUAAUUGAAAAUGCAUGAUCAUAUUAUUUUUUCAGAAUAACAAUAGUACAAAAUUAAUAAUCAUAAGAUAUGAGUCAAAAAUGAACUACACCCGUUACUUGACUUUGACUCUUUCAAGUGAGCAUUUACUAUGUUAUUAAAUUCUCUUGUAUGUAAUCAGUACCUAUACCAAUCUAGGCAGACAAUAUUACACUACAAUUAGGUACUAUCUAGCUGAUCUGAUCCAAGGGAAGGGAGAGUUAUGUUGAUAGUGUUUUUAGUUGUUUUAAAAUUAUUUUAUUUACUAACAACUGAAGUGCAUUACAUUGUGUGAUAAUAUUAGGUCCUUAUAUAUGAAAUUUGCGUUUUGUCGUACAGACCACUUUGAUCUGAAAUAUCUCCUCUUUGGUUAAGAAUUCCAAAUUCAAAAUCGGGAAAGUAAAAAAACUUGAACGAUGGGUACCUCAUGAAUUGAGUGAAUCUAACUUGCAAACACGCGUCGACUGCUGUGUUACUUUGCUCAACCGACACAAUAAUGAAGGGAUUUUAAAUCGAAUCAUUACUUGUGAUGAAAAGUGGAACUGUACGAUAAUCGGAAGCGUUCUGCGUUUUUGUUCUGAAGGUCGAAAUUUUCAGAACGAAAUCGUUGAAUCCAAAAACGUACCGUGCUUUCUUUUGCGACACCAGCGUGACUCGUACUCGUAAAUAUACCGAUAUUUCAUGUUUUCCAUUGUGCGGUAAUAAGCGACGCCAAAGAAAAAAAUAAUGAGGAAAAAACAAAUGAAUGACUGUUUUCAAAACUCAAAUGUACCAGCUAAAUGAAUUUAUAAAUUUGAAUUUGGAAUUCUUAACCAAAGAGGAGAUAUUUCAGAUCAAAGUGGUCUGUACGACAAAACGCUAAUUUCAUAUGUAAACUAAUAUAUAUUUUUUAAACACCAAUAACAACAUCUGACAGGAAAAUUGAGAGACAUUCAAUAGGGAAUUGACUUAAAAUACUUCUUCUUUUCUUUUUCUGGAGAGUAUUUUUCAAAUACUUAUAGAAUACAGUAAAAAAGUAAGUUUUUCUAAAAAACUUUUUUGCUUUAGUGUGAAAAACAAAAUCAGAAAAUAAUUUAUUAAUAUAGGGUUGUAUAAGAUUUUUUGCAUCCAUAUUUUACAAGAGAAUAUGUGCAUUGAAAAAAGUUUCCGCCAUUUUGAAAUAUAAAUUCUACUAUUGAAAUACAUGUGUGUUAAUUAAAUGCAAAAAAUUGUGUGUGCAAAUUAAAUUAAUAUAUCCUGUUUUAAAAUAAACGACAACACGCUUUUUUAUCAAUUAUGUAAUCUUGUAUUGAGAAUGUAUGUAACAUAAUUGAAUUUUAUUACACUUAGUAUCUACUGACAUCACUUAUGUUUUCUUUUAUAUAGUUCUAUAUAUUAUUAAAUGGUGCCUUCUCUUCUGUAUGGCGUAAAGCUCUUGUGAUUCUUAUCCCCAAAGUUUACAAUCCUUUGCUUCCUUCUCAUUUUAGACCUAUUUCUGUUCUUCCAUUUCUUUCAAAGGUAUAAGAGCGUGUUGUGCAUUCUCAAUUAAACCAAUUCCUCACUAUUAAUAAAAUCCUGUGCCCUUUUCAAUCUGGGCUUAGAUUAGGCCAUAGUACAGUUACAGCUCUUGUUAAGGUAUGUGACGACAUUUGCCAUGAUAUUGAUAACAAAUCCGUAACUAUAAAAGAUCUCCUUGACUUUUCAAAUGCCUUUAAUCUUUAAACAUAGAUUCUACUGCUAUUGAAUGGUUUCGCUGUUAUCUGUUUAAAUGAAAGCAAUUCAUAAUGUAAAUAUUCAUCCAAUCGAGAUAUUCCUUCCGGUGUCUGGUAAGGUGGUGUACUCUCUCUUCUCCUCUUUUAAAUAUUCAUUAAUACUCUCUUCACUUAUUUCUUCCUCUUACCAUCUAUAUGCUGAUGAUCUACAAAUUUACGUUACCGCUCUUUUAGACGGUAUCGAUAAGGCUGUUACAACUUUGAAUCAUGAUUUGGCAAAAAUAUCUGAUUAGUGUAAAUCUUACGGUCUCCAAGUGAAUCCGAGAAAGUCGCAGGUGGCUAUUUUUGGCAGUCUUAACCUUUUGCCGAGGUUCCAAGUUAAAUAUCUACCUCCAAUCUUAUUUGAGGGCCAAAUAUUACAUAUGAAAGAGACUGUUAGAAAUCUUGGACUACAUCUUGAUGCUUCUUUUUCCUAGGUACCUCAGGUUGCAGAAAUGAAUCGUAAGAUUUUCGCUAUCAUUGGAUUUUAAAACCUAUUUUUAAUACCUAUUGCCUAUCAAGGCUAAGAUCAGCUGAGCUAAUUCUUUCCUCUUACCAAUAUUGGAUUAUGCUGAUGUUUGCUACAUGGAUUUAACUGAAGACCUCCUAAAUAAAUUAGAAUGAGAAGAAAAAUAUAGCUAUAAGAUUUAUCUUUGGUCUGCGAAAGUUUGAUCAUAUUUCUCAGUAUCGGUCUUAGAGUGGCUGCCAAUCAGACUUCGAAGAAAUCUGCACGCCUUAUCUCUUUUCUACUUUAUUCUUUAUAUUGACCACACACCAUCUUACCUUAAAGAACGCUUCAAAUUUAUUGGAUGUGACAGCACACACAACCUGCGUUCUUCGGAGGAUAAUAAGCUAACUACUUCCUGCAGCCGGACACAAACCUACAGUAACUCUUUUACUGCAAAAGCCAUCAGCCAUUUUAAUGCACUCACUCAUCCACAGAUAUUCGGCAGUCGAAUUCAUUGAGCAUUUUUAAAUAUCGCUUCGCGAAAAGCUAUUGUUUGUCUAUAUCAAAAUAAUUUUAUAUGUAUGUAUUAUUAUAUGUGUUUAGUGAGAUGUAAAUGCACUUAACUGUUCUCUUACAAAAAUUCUUUCACCAAAAGUUGCCUGUGAGAGAUCGCUAGAUAAGUGAGAAGACCGCCUUUGCGCACCAUUUUUAUUUCUUUGA